AUGAGCCUCGAUCCAGGCGGAUUCCCUAGAACCGACACCCCCGCAAGCUCCGAUAGCUCCCUCGCCCGCUCUCGCCUUCGCGCAAAUGAUGAUGAAGAACACUUGAGAAAAGACAAAAACUACCGGCGGUAUGCAACGACUGUCGAGCGGGCGUUGUCUCUGUUCGACACUACGUUGCAGGAAUGGGCCGAUUACAUUUCGUUCCUGAGUCGCCUUCUCAAGCCUCAUAAACAGGCGCUACAAUCCCAUCCUCCAGAGAUACCCGUCGUGCCGCAUAAGAUCACUGUCGCGAAGCGAUUGGCACAAUGUUUGAACCCAGCGCUGCCUUCCGGUGUACACCAGAAGGCUUUGGAGGUUUACACGUAUAUAUUUGGCUUGCUCAAGCCCCAAGGCCUCUCACAAGACCUACCCCUAUAUUUCCCAGGCGUUGCGCCAACCCUAACUUUUGCCUCCCUCUCAGUACGGCCGCUGUUCAUAUCUCUCCUAGAAACCUACCUCCCAGAACUAGAGCCGAUGACCAUACGCCCCGCCCUGAAGGCCAUAAUUCUAGCUUUGCUACCAGGUUUAGAGGAAGAAACGAGCGAUGAUUUUGAAGCAACUUUGCGUACUCUCAACAAGAUUCGCAGUCUAGCAAGUCAAAUGGAUACACGGAGAUCUAGCUUGAGCUUGGACUCUAAGGGCCAGUAUUUCUGGCAAUGCAUGUUUCUAGCCUCGAUAACAAAUCCUAGUCGACGGCUCGGUGUUCUAGCCUACCUUCAACGUCAUCUUCCCAAGCUAGGACUUAAGACCUCCGCUAGCUCAGAGAAAGAAGACGGCAACCUAAAUUCAACUGACUCAGAGGCUAUUGCGGAAUCUGUUAUUUCUCCUGAACCCGGAUUACUUAUUAGGUGUUUCGCCAGUGGUCUUACCGAUGACCAAUUGCUCGUGCAACGCAAUUUUCUCGACUUGUUAGUUACACAUCUGCCCCUGAACUCGCCGGUCCUCCAAUCAAGAAUUAGGCGUGAUGACCUAGAAAAGUUGAUCCUUGCCGCGGCUGGCGUUGUGCUUCGGCGAGACAUGAGCCUGAAUAGGCGGCUUUGGGCUUGGUUUCUCGGUCCAGGACCCAUGACUGCGUCGCCCAAUCCUAACGCAGAAAAGGGUCAAGAAACUUCAGUGGAUGGCCAGGAACAAUCGCAGUCCCGAUAUUUUAGUAAAUAUGGGCUGGAUUCCUUGGUCCGUGGUCUUUUGAACAUGAUCAAUCAAGACACCUCGCAACCAUCUGAAAGAAGUAGACCUCUGCGCAUUGCAUUAUCCCUCAUGGAUCGCUGGGAAGUGGGCGGUUUCGUUGUUCCUGCUGUUUUCCUUCCUAUCAUGCGCAGUGUGCAAUCAUUUGAAGGAACAGCUGACAAAUCGCAUUUUGAGGAAGUCUUUCGGAGCUCGAGUGCGUUCUUCGACGGUGUUGAAAGUAGCCUGAUUUUCUCGGAGCUGUUAUAUCUUGUUGGUAUGAACGCGAACGGACAGCAUGGGGACUUCGAAAAGCGAGACAACAACUUCAAGCUUGCUCAUUUUAUUCUCGCUAACUUCAAUGUCCGAGAAGAAGAAAUGCUACUCAUCCACAUUCCCCUGUUAACGCUGGCCAUAUUGGUUGAGUCCAACGAGAUCAUUCUGUUCAAUCGGCCCAAGUGGCGGCCAAGACAGAUCCAAACUUGCAUUCAACAUCUCUUCAAGUUACUCAAUUUGACACUAAACCUUCUACCGGAGCGAGCAUUCUUUGUUAAGGCUGCUUCAGAAGACUUAUCAACGGAUCCCCACGAUUUCGACAAUUUAACUCUUCUGAAAAAGGUCCAACAAUUUUACGAUCGCAGCAAGGAGAGCCUUGAAUUGCCGCUCCUCCCAUUCCCGCCUCAAAUCCUAUCCGACCUUAUAUUACGUGCAGCCUAUCGGUUGUCGAUGCCGGCUUUAGAAGACCCCCAUCACCAUCUAUCAGUCAAAGAGACUUUGAAUCUUCUAAUCAAUCUUUUGAAGAAGACGCCAAAAUCUCGAAUACUAGCCGACGGCCAUCUCAUCAAAGCUUUCCACAAAGUCCUAGAGAUUGACAACUCGCAACUCACGACACAGAGAUUUUCCGUUAUUUCCUCAGUCGCCUCAGUUAUCACUACUUUGUAUGGUACUCACAGUCCUGGCUUCUAUGUGACGUAUGAACAGCUAUGGGAUUUGUUGCCCGUCCUAGUUGGUCACCUCUGGACUUUUCUAUCCCCAGAAAGUCCCAAGUUUCAUGUGGAGGCCGUGCGUUGCAUCUGCUUAUUACAUUCUAUCACGUGGCAAGAUCACGCAGUGGAAGCCUCCAUUACCUCUCUAAUGGUUGGAGAAGAAUCCAUUGGUGCCCAAGUUUCUAGCAUUGAGCAUGUUGAGAAAUUUUGUGUUCUAUGGAUUCACAGCCUUCAAUGGAGCCAGGACUCCUCCCAAAUUCGUUCUUCUGAAGCCAAUUCGGUGAAUGGAAGAGUCCUUAUGGCGAACGAUCGUUCUGCGUAUCAUAUUUCCUUACUGAAACGCCCUUUAUUCAUAGUUUUGGAUUUGUUGUCUCAGAAGUCCGAAGAAGUCUCGCAAGUUGUUCGAGACUGGGUUCAGGAGAUGCCAUCUAUUCAGCGGGUUUUGCAUAUCCUUGUGUCUAGACUCGAAGAGCUUGUAAAUGUGGAAAGCGAUGGAGACAAGAAACAAGGCCUGGUUAAUCCUGACGAUCGAGGUGAAUGCCAGUAUCUACUUCAGACACUUUCCAAUCUUUUGUCAUGCCUUUCGCAGAAUGGAUGGAUUACCCUAGUGUCACAUUCCGCUACGCCGGUGGACCAUCCUCACGAAUCACCGGCUAAAGAAAAUACGCCUGAGCAAAAAAGCUUUCAGGUAACGAUUGCGGAAAUUACGCUCGCUCUAGUUAGCCCUGAAUCCCAAGCAAAUACCCAGUUCAAUGCAGAAGCGCAGAUAUUGCAACGCACAGCACUCUUGGUUCUUCGACAAUUGUUGUUAGGUCUCGGGGCCGAACAAAUUAUUGAUACCAACAUACAUAUCAUCCUCAUUGAGAAGCUGUCCAAUGCGCUCGAUCAAGACAGCAAUGUCCUUCAGAGCACUAUCAUCGAAACGCUUCUCGUAGCACUCAAAGCCAAAUUUGCUCAUAUCCUGCAACCUCCGCCGCCCGCCAGCGUCAAACAUAGAAGAGCAGGAUCAAGAGGGUCCUUGCGGAGUGCUUCCCUUUUGUCGCUGAGUUCAGACAGGGUUGAUAAGCUGCAUCAGCCGCCCGCUCUACCACAACCACCCGAGCAGCUACUGACAUGCCUUUUGAAGGCAAACGCCCAUGAGCGUCUGCAUGCCGAAGAAAUAACUACAGCAACCGUUCGGAGUCCUGAUAGUCACCAGACGUUCUUUGGGAACAUGGUGUCUAAUGUUUUUGUCUCUGACGGCGCGCCAGUGAGAAACGUUGCAAACGACAGACUAACGGUUUUGCUGUGCUUCCAAGACGCUGUUCGACUUUGCUUCUCUAUUUGGUCGUGGAGGGCGAACAGCAAGGGCAAGGUAUCUCUCGAUACAGAAUCAGUAGCCUCAUUCCAGUAUACUUCCUUGCGAAUGAGAAACCGGUCACGAGGCUUGUUGGAGCAUUUGUUCACCGCGGAAGCACUGGAGUCUCUUGAAACACUGGUGGAACUAUGGAGCAACCUGGGUCCCUCUGAAACGAGCAAAUCAUCUCACAUUUUCAACCUUUUACACACACUUGAUAGGGCUCGGCCUAAAGUUAUAAUUCCUGCCAUUUUCAAUUCCAUAUAUAGUCGGACCAAUCCUACCGCUCUGGAUCCAAGCCGCAAAUCAACUCUAGCCUCCAGCAUUACCGAGUCUGAAAUUGCAGCGUUCCUAGUCACAUAUGCCAGGUCACUCGACGAUGAUGUCCUGGACGAGAUCUGGGGAGAUUGCACCACCUUCUUGCGUGAUGUUCUGACCAACCCUUUUCCUCACCGGCAGAUACUGUCUCGUCUUGUUGAAUUCGCUGGCAUUCUUGGCGCGAAGAUGGAAAACACAAGCUUCGGCGACGACCGCCGUAUGAGGAAAGACCUCGGGGACCUGCUGCUGCGUCUCUUGGCGGCUAUAUUCACCAGCAAACCCAUGGGAUUGUCCCAAGAUUCAGGAAUGUCAGGAAGACCAUCAACUGACCCUGAGGGCUCAUCGACACCGCACGCCAGUCCAGAUAAUAUGCUGAGUAUUCUUACUAUGUCAUUACCAGCGUUCCUGACUGCUCUAGGUGAGACAGAUCGCAUUACCAAUGUAAUUUCCAGCAUCUCUACGAAUGUAAUCUCUCCAACGCUGCGGUCACGACUCUUUCCGAACAAUGUGAACCAAACGGUGCUUGAUUUACUUCAGCAGAUCUCGAAAAUAUCUGCAAGCUCCAAGGUGUGGAAAAAGGAUAUCGGUGAUGCCUUCAAUGAUGUCAGAUUUUUUGGGUCUCGUGUCGAUUUGGUGAAAAGCGGAUGGAUGAGCCUAUUGCGGCAAUGGGUUCUUGUAGAUAAGGAACGUUUCCCUGAGCUAUUGUCACGGGUAACGCCUCCUGCAACGGCUGGGAUCAUGUUUGGAGUUGGGGCUUCUGCAGCCAGACUGGAAGCUGAUCGCAAAACACAGCUGAACCUGCGUCGAAUCGCCCUCCUGAUUCUGUCAAAUGGUGAGGAUCAGUUCAUUUUAGACUACCCGGCUCUGUUGCAAAGGCUCGAAGACCUUCUACAGGCUACACAUAUCUCGUCACCAUCCUCGGUCACAAGAGCAGAAUUAUUUAUGGUUCUCCGAGCCGUCGCAUUACGGACUUCGACAACUCACAUGGCCCCGUUCUGGCCUCUCAUCAACACAGAAUUACAGGAAGCCAUCUCCGCAGUACCCCAACACCAAGAGUCAGAUCUUUACGGGCCUUAUGCACUUCUUCAAGCGUCCAAGCUUUUAGACACAUUACUUCUCCUGGUUCCCGAUGACUUCCAGUUACAGGAAUGGCUCUUCGUGACCGACACAAUCGACGCGAUCUACCCUCCAGGCCGAUGGGAGCCCAUCGCUCUUGCAGACGAGAUAUCUCGAACGCUAGGCUCCCGAGACGCUGUCUCACCUCUACCUGGAGAUUUGAGUGACAAAGAAAGGCUUAAUAAGCCCUCCUUGAGUUCAGAUUUCAUCCGAGAAACGCCGAAAGACGAGGUUGUUGAUCGGAUUCUGAAGCCAUUCUUUAAACGGAUCAGCAUCCAGGCCUUUGAAAGCACUUACAGUAUGGGCAGUCCUGAUAUCGAGGCAUGUGUGGAUGAUCUGCUAGCGGAUCUUUUCAAUGAAAGCACCAUGGCAAGUUGA
This is a messenger RNA of Talaromyces atroroseus, 5337 nucleotides long. Its product is annotated as Protein dopey. The coding region runs from base 1 to 5337 and encodes 1778 amino acids. Lineage: Eukaryota; Fungi; Ascomycota; Eurotiomycetes; Eurotiales; Trichocomaceae. The transcript is spliced from 8 exons. The record is from RefSeq and is a predicted model, not a curated record. Gene Ontology annotation, biological process: Golgi to endosome transport. Gene Ontology annotation, cellular component: trans-Golgi network; endosome.